Anolis carolinensis (green anole) is the source of this 4648-nucleotide messenger RNA. It is a transcript of the gene rspo1, whose product is annotated as R-spondin 1. The transcript is spliced from 6 exons. The record is from RefSeq and is a predicted model, not a curated record. NCBI's taxonomy places the organism in Eukaryota, Metazoa, Chordata, Lepidosauria, Squamata, Anolidae. Bases 3255 to 4160 code for a protein of 301 amino acids.
AACGUUGGAUAAGUGAGUGUUGGAUAAGUGAGACUCUACUGUAAUUGAUUACAGUAGAGUCUCGUUUAUCCAACAUAAACGGGCCGGCAGAACGUUGCAUAAGCGAAUAUGUUGGAUAAUAAGGAGAGAUUAAGGAAAAACCUAUUAAACAUCAAAUUAGGUUAUGAUUUUACAAAUUAAACACCAAAAUAUCAUGCUAUAUAACAAAUUUGACAGAAAAAGUAGUUCAAUACACAGUAAUGUUAUGUAGUAAUUACUGUAUUUACGAAUUUAGCACCAAAAUAUCACAAUGUAUUGAAAACAUUGACUACAAAAAUGCGUUGGAUAAUCCGGAAUGUUGGAUAAGCGAGUGUUGGAUAAGUGAGACUCUACUGUAUAUAUAUAUUUUUAUUUUCUUUUUCAUUAUCUUAUCACAAAUAUUCUCUUUGACCAUGAAGCCCUUUACUUUAUCUUCUUUAUAACAUUCUUUAAUUUGGUAAUAUUGGAACCAGGUUAUCUUCAGGUUCGAUUGCUUGAUUUCAUCAUAUGUUUUUAUCGUCAGGUCUUUAUCUUGAUGUUUUUCUUGAUGUUUAGCUGCAACCCAGCUUUUGCACCUUCUUUCACCUUGGUUCUAAGGCUCCUUGGCGCCUCCUCACAUUCAGCCAUCAGAGAAGUAUCAUUUGCAUAUCUAAGGUUGUUAAUGUUUCUUCAGCCUUGGAUGGAAUGAUAGGAUCCUAGAGUUGGAUGAGACUUCCAAAGAGCAUCCAGUCCGACCCCCUUCUUCCAUGGAGGAAAAGCACAUUCAAAGUACCACGGACAUAUGAGCAUCCAGUCUCUGUUUAAAAGUCUCCAAGAAGGCCUCAAAGGCAGAGAGUUCCACAAUUGAACUGCUCUAAUUAUAAUCUUUCUAAAGUUCUUCCUAAAACUCAAGUGGAAUAUCUUCUCCCGUUCUUUGAACCCAUGGCAGAAAAGAAGCUUGGUCCCUCCAUCCUUAUGAUAACCUUUCUCCUUGUGACAUGAUGGUCAAGUGAGGGCUCCUGGAGUGGUCUGUGCUUGUGCCAAUACCCCAUCCUCUUCUUCUUCCUUCUGGGCCCCAAGAGAACCCUUUCCGAGGCAGUGUUCCAGGAGGAAGAGGACGAAGAAGACUUGGACAAAUGGUUAGAAUGCAUGAUCAUCAAGUUUGCAGACGACACCAAACUGGGAGGGAUACUAAUAAUCCAGAAGACAGGAGUAGAAUUCAAAACAAUCUUGCCAAAUUAGAGAGAUGGGCUGAAACUAACAAAAUGAAGUUCAACAGGGAUAAAUGCAAGAUACUUCACUUUGAGAGAAAAAAUGGAAUGCAAAGAUACAGAAUGAGGAUGCCUGGCUCGAAAGCAUGACAUGUGAAAAAGAUCUUGGAGUCCUCGUGGACAACAAGUUAAACAUGAGCCAACAAUGUGAUGCAGCAGCGAAAAAAGCCAAUGGGAUUUUGGCUUGCAUCAAUAGGGGUAUAGUGUCUAGAUCCAGGGAAGUCAUGCCACCCCUCUAUUCUGCCUUGGUCAGACCACACCUGGAAUCACACUGUGUCCAAUUCUGGGCACCACAGUUGAAGGGAGAUGUUGACAAGCUGGAAAGCGUCCAGAGGAGGAUGACUAAAAUGAUCAAGGGUCUGGAGAACAAGCCCUAUGAGGAGCGGCUUAAAGAGCUGGGCAUGUUUAGCCUGCAGAAGAGAAGACUGAGAAGAGAUAUGAUAGCCAUGUACAAAUGACAAGCUGGAAAGCGUCCAGAGGAGGGCAACUAAAAUGAUCAAGGGUCUGGAGAACAAGCCCUAUGAGGAGCGGCUUAAAGAACUGGGCAUGUUUAGCCUGCAGAAGAGAAGGCUGAGAGGAGACAUGAUAGGUAAAGGUUUCCCCUGAGGUUAAGUCCAGUCAUGUCUGACUCUGGGGGUUGGUGCUCAUCUCCAUUUCUAAGCCGAAGAGCUGGCGUUGUCCGUAGACACCUCCAAGGUCAUAUGGCCGGCAUGACUGCAUGGAGCGCCGUUAUCUUCCCGCCGGAGCGGUACCUAUUGAUCUACUCACAUUGGCAUGUUUUCGAACUGCUCUGUUGGCAGGAGUUGGAGCAACAGCGGGCGCUCAAGCCGCUCCCAGGAUUUGAACCUGGGACCUUUCGGUCUGCAAGUUCAGCAGCUCAGCGCUUUAACGCACUUCGCCAUCGGGGCUCCUGGAGACAUGAUAAAAAUUAAAGGUUUUCCCCUGAUGUUAAGUCCAGUCGUGACCGACUCUGGGGGUUGGUGCUCAUCUCCAUUUCUAAGCUGAAGAGCUGGCGUUGUCCGUAGACACCUCCAAGGUCAUGUGGCCGGCAUGACUGCAUGGAGCGCCGUUACCUUCCCGCCGGAGCAGUACCUAUUGAUCUACUCACAUUGGCAUGUUUUCGAACUGCUAGGUUGGCAGGAGCUGGGGCUAGCAGCGGGUGCUAAAGCCGCUCCCAGGAUUUGAACCUGGGACCUUUCGGUCUGCAAGUUCAACAGCUCAGCGUUUUAACGCACUUCGCCUUCGGGGCUCCUGGAGACAUGAUAGCCAUGUACAUAUACGUGAGGGGAAGUCAUAGGGAGGAGGGAGCAAGAUGGUUUUCUGCUGCCCUGGAGACUAGGACUUGGGACAAUGGCUUCAAACUACAGGAAAGGAGAUUCCACCUGAACUUCAGGAAGAACUUCCUCACUGUGAGAGCUGUUCAGCAGUGGAACUCUCUGCCCCCGGCGUGUGGUGGAGGCUCCUUCUUUGGAGGCUUUUAAGCAGAGGCUGGAUGGCUAUAUGUCGGGGUUGUUUUGAAUGUGACUUUCCUGCUUCUUGGCAGAAUGAGGUUGGACUGGAUGGCCCACGAGGUCUCUUCCAACUCUACGAUUCUGGGAGUUUUGUGUGUUCGGCGGCGGGGUCUCGGCGUUGGGCUGCGCUCACGGCGCUCCAGUCCAGGUUUUGCAUCCGUCGGGCGCUUUUUUUGGGCAGGGUCCCGUCGGAGGAGGAGGAGGAAGCGGCAGGAGGGAAGCCUGCAAGCCUGUCCCGUCCUGAGCGCAGGUCCGAAAGCCCGGGAGGAGAGGCGGUGAGAGCGUCUUCUUGGGCAGCUCCGAGCUUACUGGUGCAAACAGGACGGUGGAUCCAACUGCCCCACAGAUGGGACUCUUACCUACCACCUCCCACACUCCUUAUGGGGCUGGAAACAGAAUCCUGCUGUCGGCAACUUAAUGCUUCUGUGGCCACAGUCUUGGCGCAAGAGGAAGGCGGCCAUUCACUCAGUUUCGCAUGCAGACAUAUGGUCCUAGCCCGGCCCCUGUCGCAUUAGGAGGAAGGAAGGAAGGGGUCCUGGGCCGGAUCCUUCCAUCCGCGCUGCCCCCAAGGGCCCCGGGCGGCUGGGACGUGACUAUGCAGCUUGGGCCGCUGCUGCUGUGUGCCGUGGUGGUCUUCCUCAGCCGGGUGGAUCUGGCAAAAAACAGCAGCAGCAGCAGGGCACCGAAGGGCAAGCGGCAGAGGCGAAUCAGUGCCGAGAUGAGCCAGGGCUGUGACAAGGGGUGCGACCUCUGCUCCGAGUUCAAUGGCUGCCUCCGCUGCUGCCCCAGGCUCUUCAUCCUCCUGGAGCGGAACGACAUCCGCCAGACCGGCAUUUGCCUCCAAUCCUGUCCGUCGGGCUACUUCGGCCUGCGGAACCCAGACAUGAACAAGUGCAUCAAAUGCAAAAUCGAGAACUGUGAGGAGUGCUUCAGCCGCAACUUUUGCACAAAGUGCAAGGAAGGCUUUCACUUGCACAAGGGAAGGUGCUAUAACUGCACCAAGGACUUCUCAGCUGCCAACAGCACCGUGGAAUGCAACAGCCCCGCCCAAUGUGAAAUGAGCGAAUGGGGUCCCUGGGGGCCCUGCUUGAAGAAGCAGAAGGUGUGCGGGUUCCGGAAGGGCAAGGAAGAACGUUCCAGAAGGAUCCUCCAGGCGCCUUCCGGGGAGGAGUCCGUCUGUCCGGCCGUCACAAACUCCCGGAGGUGCACCGUGCAGAGGAAUCCGUGUCCAGAAGGUCAGAAGAACAAGAAGGACGGCCAAGGCCUUGCAAGAAAGGACAGGGGUCGGAAAGAGGGCAAGGAGAGCCGGAUGGGCGCCAGGAGGAGGAAGGGCCAGCAGUUCCAGGGGGGAACACCAUCAACCACCAGCCCCCCUCAGUAGAGGCCCCUCUGCUGCUGCUGCUAUGGACACAAAUGUGCCUUCAAACCGAACAACGGCACCAAGGGAGCCGGACAGAGAUGGCCAGACAGAUGGGCCAGAAGACAUCCAGGGCGGCAUAGACUGGACAUGGGCUCAGACUCCUUGAGGAGAGCAGUGGACCCUUGGGGCAUCUCCCUCGGUGAAACCAGACUUUCCACUGGAAAAAUGUAUCGUUUGAGGAGAAUUGGUCAGUGGAAUCUCCAGCUGAGGAGCUACCCAUAGAAACAGGACAGAUGUGGUUUCUGGCUCUAAGGCUGAGGCUGGAAAGGGUUUGCUCAAGAUCUGGAAAGGCAUGAAGGCUUCUUCCCUCCCUCUCUCCCUUCCUCUCUUGUGAUUCAAGCUGGACCACAGAGAAUGCAUGUCUUCCAUGUUGGUGAUCCACAUUCAGGGGCAUCCGCUCUAAAACUGCUCCCAAAUCUCAAAUUAAAAAAAAAAGACCCCAAACUCUG